Messenger RNA from Benincasa hispida (wax gourd), 525 nucleotides. RefSeq lists its product as uncharacterized. The record is from RefSeq and is a predicted model, not a curated record. NCBI's taxonomy places the organism in Eukaryota, Viridiplantae, Streptophyta, Magnoliopsida, Cucurbitales, Cucurbitaceae.
AUGUCGAACACAAUUAUACAACUGCUUGCUUCCGAAAAAUUUAACGGAGAGGGUUACUCGAAUUGGAAAUCAAAUAUCAAUACAAUAUUAGUAAUAAAUGACUUGAGAUUUGAGUUAACAGAGGAGUGUCCUCCAAUUCCCAGCUCAACGGCGACCCAAAAUGUUCAGGAUGUUUAUGAUAGAUGGGUAAGGGCAAACGAAAAAGCCCAGACCUAUAUCUUGGCGAGUAUAUCUGAUGUACUCAACAAGAAAUAUGAGGUCAUGCCCAUAGCUCAUGAGAUCAUGGCAUCAUUACAGGAGAUGUUCAGGCAAUCGUCAUCGUCUCUUAGACAUGAAGCUAUCAAAUAUGUGUAUGUGACACGUAUGAAGGAUGGGACCAAUGUGAGAGAACAUGUUCUUGACACGAUGGUCCAUUUUAACAUCGUGGAGGCUCACAGGGCUAUGAUAGACGAAACAAGUCAAGUGAGCAUGAUACUGGAAUCUCUUCUUGAGAGAUAUCUACCGUUCAAAAAAAAGCUGUCAUGA